Messenger RNA from Fonsecaea multimorphosa CBS 102226, 918 nucleotides. RefSeq lists its product as uncharacterized. Gene Ontology annotation, molecular function: oxidoreductase activity. The record is from RefSeq and is a predicted model, not a curated record. Bases 1 to 918 code for a protein of 305 amino acids. Lineage: Eukaryota; Fungi; Ascomycota; Eurotiomycetes; Chaetothyriales; Herpotrichiellaceae. Gene Ontology annotation, cellular component: cytosol. The transcript is spliced from 2 exons.
AUGGGAAGCCUUGACAACAAGCCUCAGAAGGCGGCCCCCAUGCACAUUGGGGAGCACUUUACGCCUACUAUCCAUCAUGACACUUACCCCGCCAUUGAUGUGUCCCACAGUAAGGGCAUGGUAGGCAAGCACGUCUUCUUGACUGGGGCCUCACGGGGUAUUGGCAAGUCGAUGGCCAUGGCCUACGCCAGGGCUGGGGCAUCGAUUAUCGGCAUCUCAGCACGCUCGGAUAUGGACGAGGUCAAGAAGGAGAUUGAGGACGCGGCCGCGUCGGUCGGCCGCGAGGUGCCCAAGGUGGUGACGGCCAAGAUGGACGUGCUGGACCCGGAGAGCGUGCAGCGGGCCGUCGACAAGAUGACCCCAGAGUUUGAGGGCCGGCUCGACAUCGUCAUCAGCAACGCGGGCUACAUGGAGCCCUGGGUCAACAUGAUCGAGGCCGACGUCGACGAGUGGUGGCGGUCCUGGGACAUCAACAUCCGGGGCCACUUUCUGACCUGGAAGGCCGUGCUGCCGCUGCUGCUGGCAGACGAGUCGAGCCUCAAGACCGUGGUCAACAUGUCGAGCAUUGGCGCACAGAUGUGCAUGCCGGGCGCGAGCGCGUACCAGACGACCAAAUUCGCGCUGCUCCGCCUCAGCGACUUUCUCAACGUCGAGUACGGCUCCCAGGGCGUGAUCGCGUACUGCAUGCACCCGGGCGCCGUGCCCACGGAGCUGUCGUGGAAGAUGCCCGACGUCGUCAAGGUCAAUCUGAUCGACACGCCCGAGCUCAUGGCGGACACGAUCGUGUAUCUGACACAGAAGAGGCGCGAGUGGCUCAGGGGCCGGUACCUGUCGUGCAACUGGGACAUGCCCGAGCUGUUUGCCAUGCAGGACGAGAUUGUGGCCAAGGACAAGCUGAAGAUGAGGAUGGUGGUUUAG